Messenger RNA from Diaporthe batatas, 4564 nucleotides. RefSeq names its product guanosine diphosphatase. Gene Ontology annotation, molecular function: GDP phosphatase activity; UDP phosphatase activity. The coding region runs from base 613 to 2298 and encodes 561 amino acids. Gene Ontology annotation, cellular component: Golgi apparatus; membrane. Lineage: Eukaryota; Fungi; Ascomycota; Sordariomycetes; Diaporthales; Diaporthaceae. The record is from RefSeq and is a predicted model, not a curated record. Gene Ontology annotation, biological process: nucleoside diphosphate catabolic process; protein N-linked glycosylation. The transcript is spliced from 2 exons.
CGCUGCUUAUUAUACUGCCCUGGACUGGUACUGGUUGUAGUCUACCUGGCACAUGCAAGGAAGUUGACCACGAAAUUCUGCAUCAGCGAUUGAGCAGCCAUUUGCCUUUGCCAUUCAAUCGCCGCCCCUUUUUUUUUUCCCAACUCGUCCAUCUAGCCACUCGACUUGACCGAUCCUACCCCCUACCACUCUGCCCUCCUCCUUUCCUUUCUCCUUUUCCCCAGCUGAUACUCGUGGGAUUAGUCUGUCUUGCCUUGGGCCAGCCAUUCUGCCGGGAACAGACACUUUGUCCUCCCUUGUUCUCCUCGUUACGCACGCGCCACGCCACGCGGUGAUCCCUUCUUGUCUCUCGCUUGCCCUAUCUAUUCACCUAGGGCUUAUCGCGUUUAAUGGAGGCCGUGGCUUGUGCUCGCGCCCACGAAUUGCCUUGAGCCAUCACCCAGCGGUCGCAGUCGCUCGCUUGCUCCCCGUCGACAGCAGUUGCCGUCGACAGUCAGUCGGUCCACCAUCUCGACUCGAUCCCGCUCGACUCGAUCCCGCUCGACUCGACCCGGCUCGCUGACCCUCCAGCAGUCACAUCUCACCGUCACGUCACAGGGGACCAACGCCCACAUGCGGCGCACCUCUGUCUCUCUGCCCAAACACAAGCAAGGCCUCGCCCACGACCCACACGAAAAGCCGGCUCGCUACCAGCCGCGACAAGUCGGCACCCUGGAGAAACUCAAGAACGAUAUGAUGUCCCAGGCCCAGAAGACCCGCUGGCUCAAAACCGGCGCACUGGUCUUCUUCGUCCUGGUCUGCCUCUAUUACUUCGCUCCCUCAGGCGUCGAUGUCUAUCGCGGCUCUGCUGGGUCCGUAUCCUCGGGGGGCGGCGGCGGCGGCGGCCAGACUCCCACCGACUCGAGCUAUGGCACGCCGUACUGCGCAAAGUCCUUCUCCAAGGACAAGCCAAUCGUGCAAUACGUCAACAUGAUCGAUGCCGGCAGCACUGGCUCCCGUAUCCACGUCUACAAGUUCAACAACUGCGGCCCGACGCCCUAUCUCGAGGACGAGGUCUUCCAGAUGACCAAGAAGAUCGAUGGCAAGAGCAGCGGUCUCAGCGCAUAUCCUGACGACCCUCAGGCCGCCGCCCAGAGUCUGGACAUCCUCAUGCAAGAGGCCAUGGCAACCGUGCCGGACAAGCUCAAGGCCUGCUCCCCGGUUGCUGUCAAGGCCACCGCCGGUCUGCGACUCCUCGGGCCCGAAAAGUCGCAGAGCAUCCUGGACGCAGUGCGCACUCACCUCGAGACCAAGUACCCCUUCCCCGUUGUGGCAGCCGAUAAGCAAGGCGUCGCCAUCAUGGAUGGGAAGGACGAGGGCGUCUACGCCUGGAUCACGACCAACUACCUGCUCGGCAACAUUGGGGGCCCGGACGAGAGCUCCACCGCGGCCGUGUUCGACCUGGGCGGGGGCUCCACGCAGAUUGUCUUUGAGCCCGACUUCAACGGCGUGACGGACGGCGGCAAGCCGGCCAAGAUGGCCGAGGGCGACCACAAGUUUGACCUGGACUUUGGCGGACGUCACUUCACCUUGUACCAGCACUCGCAUCUGGGCUAUGGACUGAUGAGCGCCCGAGAGGCCAUCUACGCGGAGCUCAUCAACCAGGUUCACGAGGCCCACAGCGGCGGCGCGGACAACUCCUGGGCGUCAAAGCCCGUCGUGAACCCGUGCCUCGCGUCAGGGACCUCCAAGGUGGUCACCGUCAAGCUGGGCGAUGCGCACCCGCUCGGCGCCACGCGCGAGUUCAACUUCACCGGUCCCUCGUCCGGCGGCGCCCCCGCGCAGUGCCGCAGCCUGGCCGAGAAGAUCCUGAAGAAGGAAGCAGAGUGCAAGCUGGCCCCCUGCUCCUUCAACGGCGUGCACCAGCCCUCGCUGGCCAAGACGUUCAUGAAGCAGGACGUCUUCUUCCUCUCGUACUUUUACGACCGCACCCAGCCGCUCGGCAUGCCUGACAGCUUCACCCUGCGUGAGAUGCAGGAUCUCGCGGCGCGCGUUUGCGGCGGCGCGCGGGACGGCGGCUGGGACGUGUUCGCCAGCGUCGGCGGCGCCCUCGAUGAGCUCGCCGACCGUCCGGAGCACUGUCUCGACCUGAGCUUCAUGGUCGCGCUUGCGCACGCCGGGUAUGAGAUGCCCAUUGACCGCGAGGUGAGGAUCGCCAAGAAGAUCAAUGAUAAUGAGCUCGGUUGGUGUCUGGGCGCUAGUCUGCCACUGCUGUCUCAAAACUCGGGUUGGCAGUGCAAGGUCACUGAGAUCCACUAGGGCGGGAAAUUAGAAUUAUAAAGAACGACAAUGCAUACAUGUUAAUGACGAGUUUUACCAGUGUUCUUCUCUACUACGUUAGAGACAGUCAAACACCACGAACUCUGCGACAUGACGUAUCAAUAGGUGGCGGCCGGUGCUGUUGGUCCGCAACGCAGUGCAUCGGUCUCAUGGUAUGACCCCUCGGAUCUCAGGGUACAAGGCCAGAUUCGCGAGACGCACCGGAGGCAGGGAGGACGAGGAAUCUGUUGCGUGUCGACGCACACGGUGAUAUAUCGAAUAGACAGGGCUCAAAUACUCGCUCACGAACUGGAAGUGAGAUGAAAUGGAAUGCAACCUAAAGCAAAAUAAGGAUUUCCUCCUUCCUCUCUUAAUCUGACCGGCGCGAAGAGUGAUUCACACAUGCCCCGGGCUCGUUCACGCUAUAGCAAGAUGUGUGGGCUACUAGGAGGAACUGCUCAACGUCCAUCAACUUUCUCGCAUAAGCAGUGGCACAUGUGGGUAUCUCUGAACACAACGCAGGCACGCAUAAGCAAAACACAAACAGAGGCGGCUACUAGGUCGCCAAUAAGCCAGCCGAUCCAGCGCUCCAUGUACGUCUUGGAUCUCAAACAGGAGCCGUGACUACCGCCAGGACCUCCUCAACCACGUCCUCCGGGCCCCAUCCCUCGAGUAGUCUCCCAAUAGCGCCUAGUUCGCUGCCCCACUGCAUGCUCCGCUCCUUGGAAGCCUCGACCAUCUUGAUGCGGUGCAGAUAUACCUUGCGGGCGGCUACGCCCACGAGCGCCGGGGUGACAAACUCCAGCCCAUGCAGGGGCGCGAGCGUCCGGACCAGCUGGUCAAGGUGGCGUGUCGCCUGCGGGGUUAUGCCGCCGGCAACGGCGCGGUGCAUGCGCAGGAAGGAGACUAUGUUCAUUUGGUAGCGGAGCACGUCGAUAUCAAUGGCAGUGCGCAGAGAGAGCUGGCGGAGGUGGGAUAUGUCGGCGGCCGUGAAGGCAGGCGCCUUGCUGGUCGUGGGCGUGGUGGCAUUGGCUGGCAUGGCCAGGGGCUUCGGACUGCUGCGGUGCAGGAUGUCGUUGGUGCCCCUCCCACGGCUGCGUCGCUUCACCACGCUGGCGGUGCUAACAAUACUGGCCUUGUCGUCGGCCAGCCCGUCGUCGGUGUAGGAUAUGGAGUCAAGGUCGUCCCCGUCUAUGUGGGGGAAACCUUCUUCGUCUGGGUCGACCCAGUGCGCCACGGAGAAGAAAUCGUUCAGGUGUUGCGUAACCCUUGCCUCACCGCCGCUAUCUGCGCCGAGGACGGCCACCAGCAUGAAGGUCUUGGGCGCUGUCUGCACAGAUGUUCUUGUAAAGAUCCGCUUUGUGCGAAGAAGCUCGAGGGCUUGUGUCUGGACUGCCCUAGGGGCCUUGUCUAGGUUUUUGGCGAGGACAAUGUUGGCUAUCUGGCUAUGCGAGGGCCCUGGUGUUUGGGGCGUCAGGGGGGCGAUGGCUGACUGGACGAGACGCCCUGGCGAGUGAGCAAAGGAGACAUGGCCGGCGGGAAAGUAGCUGUCGUGAGGGUUUCGCGACAGAUAGGGCGAGAGCGAGCGGGUGGUGGUCGGGCUGGAGGCGUGUGGCUGCAGCAGCAAGGAGCUGGCAAAGUCGUCGAGGGUGGUGUUCGGGUUGCAUUCGACGACGGCAGACUUGAGCCCAAAGGUGCGGUCGGUGAUGAGCUGCAGCUCGGUGACAAGGUCAUCGAGGCUUCCAGUCGGUGUGCUGACGAUGCAGUGCUCGCUGUUGACGAGCGACAGGAGACAGGCCAGCUCGACAUCGCUCAAGGCAUGCACCUUUGCGAGGACAUGGUCGUCGGCCAUCUGCCUUCCUCGUCCUCAGUCGCACUGGCAGCCAACGGCCAUAAUGGACGGAUGUGCUGGCUGGAGGUGCUAGCUGCGUGGUGGACGCAUUGGUUGGUAUUGGCUUCGCCCACUAUGACGGUGAUGAGGGCAGCCUUGGUGAUUGGGUUUUUGGCCUGGGGAAGGUUAGAGGGCCCAGGGGUGAUGGGAUGAGAUCAGCCCUGGGCCCCUGCAGCAAUGACGAUCCGAUGCCACUGUGUAUGGCGGGCAGCGCUGCAGCAGGCUGAGCGGUCAGUCAUUACUCCGUACCUAGGUACCUACCUGGUAGUUGGUUUACACCGUUCCUGUCCAUGCACAGUUCAGAACAAGGACACGGCAGGCAGGCAGGCAGGCGCGUGCUCCCAGCUCCUACCUCCUGUCGUCUGGGUCCUGGCC